CACAUGCAGAGAGAAGCUGGGACGGGAGACAGAACAGAAGAGAGCUGUCAAGCUGCAAGGAGGCAGCGAAGGGACGACUUAGUUUUUUCUUGGAAUACAUCCUCCAUCUCUGAAGCCCACACACACACACACACACACACGCACACACACACACACACACACACAGUGCUGUUGUCAAGCGCAGUGAAUUAUUUUUCAGGAUCCAAAUUUAUUCAAGCCUGACUCAAGACACGAGACCGUGUGGAUCCAGUAUCUUUGCAACUUGGACUUUUUGCUUUUUUUGGACUAAGUGUGUACCUGUGUGUGACUGUGUGUUGGGAUUCAACACUUCACCUGAAUGCAACACUGAGGAUUUGACUAAUACUGUGCUGGGCACUUGUUACUGUAGUGAAUUUGUAAGUUUGGACUGCGUUUGUUUGUUUGUGUGUGUGAGGAGGAGGAUGUAUUGGCCGGUGACUGCGGUCCUGCUAGCCCACCUUGGGGCUACCUUUACGGGGGCUUGGAGAGCAUCUCAACCAAGACUGCAGUUCACACACUCCGAGCUAAUUCAGAACGGCCGUCUGCUGAUGCUGCCCCUGGUGGCCGGGGACCUGCACUCCAUGCUUCCUGACGAAGACAAGAGGCGUCUCUACGUGGCCAUGAAAGAUAACCUGCUGUCUACCAGUCUGGACGACAUAACGCAGAACCCGCGCAAGCUACACUGGCCAGCCAGUCCAGACCGUGUCCAGGAGUGUCUCAUGGCUGGGAAGGAUCCAGAGUUGGAGUGUGCCAACUUCCUGCGAGUUCUGCAGCCUUUUAACCAGACUCACCUGUACGUCUGUGGCACUGGAGCCUUCAACCCUCGAUGUGCUUUCAUAGCUACCAGCAUCUUCCAACAGUCAGAGCACCAGACUCUCUCCUACAGCCAGACAGAGUGUGGGAAAGGGAAAUGUCCCUACGAUCCGUUCCAGAAAACAGCCUCCGAUGUCGUUGAUGGAGAGCUGUAUGCAGGGAUCACCUCGGACUUCAUGAGCCGAGACUCCGCCUUCUUCCGUAGUCUCGGCAGCCGUCACGUCAUCCGCAGCGAGCAGUACGACUCCACCUGGCUGCAGGAUGCCCAGUUUGUGCGGGUAGCGCCGCUGUCUGAAACUGAUAACCCGGAAGAUGAUAAGGUCUAUGUGUUUUUCACUGAGCGCGCUCAAGAGGCAGAAGGGGCUGCUGGGAAGGUGCUCUACUCCAGAGUGGCACGUGUGUGCAAGAAUGACAUCGGAGGCCAGAGGAGUUUAGUCAAUAAGUGGAGUACCUUCCAGAAGGCUCGUAUGGUGUGUUCAGUCCCUGGACCAGAUGGCCUGCAGACACACUUUGACCAGCUGCAAGACAUCUUUAUCCUCCAGGCAAAAGACAAGAAGAACCCUCUCAUCUACGGCCUGUUUACCACCUCUAGUGACAUCCUGAACGGUUCAGCAGUGUGCGUUUACCGGAUGGAAGAUGUGGUUCGAGCUUUCAAGGGAAACUUCCUUCAUAAGGAGGGACCUCAGUACAAGUGGGCAGAGUUCACAGGCAAGGUGCCCUACCCGCGACCAGGAACUUGUCCCAGCAGCACGUAUGGAAGUUACAGCUCGACCAGAGAAUAUCCUGAUGACGUCAUCUUCUUCAGCAGGACUCACCCGCUGCUGCAGGAAAAUGUGCUGCCGCUGGGAGAGCGCCCCCUUUUGGUGAGAGUGGGUGUUCACUAUAAAUUCAGCAAACUGCUGGUGGACAGAGUGGAGGCCGUGGACAGCACCUACGAUGUCCUGUUCAUCGGCACAGACUCGGGCCUUGUGAUUAAGGCCAUCCAUCUGCCCAGAGAACAUGGGCAGAGUCAGGAGGUCACUCUGGAGCAGCUGCAGGUCUUCCGGCACAAAUCACCUGUGACAGCCAUGACACUGUCAAAGAAAAAGCAGUGGUUGUUUGUUGGCUCCAGGGAGGGCGUGUCCCAGCUGGCUCUAUACCAGUGUGAGCUGUACGGCCAGGCCUGCGCUGAGUGCUGCCUAGCCAGAGAUCCCUACUGCACCUGGGACGGACACGCCUGCAGCCCUUACAUGCCCACCGUGCGCAGAAGGAACGCUCGUCACUUAGGGGAGGAUGAGGAUCCACUGACUCAGUGUGUCAGACAAGGAGCCGGGCUGCAGGUGGAGGCGGAACAGAGAAUGAUGAUGGUUGCCGAGGGCAACAGCACCUACUUGGAGUGUCUGCCCCGAUCCAGACACGCUGCUGUUACCUGGUACAAACAGGUUGGAGAGAACAGUCCUGAACUCAACCAGGUGGUAACAGGUGACCAGCUCGUGGUGAUCGAGCGGGGCGUCCUGAUUCGUCAAGCUGAGCUGUCUCACGGUGGCGUCUACCACUGCCAGGUGGAGGAGCAUGGCUACCACUGGACCGCCGUCACUGUCCGCCUCGCUGUCUGGAGCCCCUCAGCCAAUCGCCUGCUUGCUUCCUGGUCCGCCUCAUCUUAUCAGAGCGCAGGAUCCAAGCCCUGGUACGAGGACGUGAUGGCGCUGAUUCACCCUGGAAACCUCGGCCAACACUGUCGGGCCCUCGGAUACCGCCCCCCACGCAACCACCGUCGUCAUGGUGAUAUCAUGGCGGAGCCUAACAAGGAGAAAGAGAGGGGGCAAAGGCAUAAGCACGGGGGAGGUAGAGGCGAUGGGGGAGGAGGAGGAGGAGGAGGGAGGGCAGUGGGGAGGAAGAGCAGGAGCAAGCCGCAACAGAGGGCACCGAGGAGCGCUUGAAAGUGUAGUGGAACAGGAGGGCAAAUGUUCAGUGACUUAAACCCACACACACACAUACACACACACACACACACACUUAUGUUAACGUCCACAUUAAGACACACAAAUGUGCACCCACACACACUUAACUUAUACACUGAGAAACACACAUACUGUAUCUACAGAGACUAUGACAUGCGCAUGCACUUAUCUACAAACAAAAAAGGCAUCCUUUCAUUAUAGUGACCAACUUUCAAACUAAGCUACAUAUAAACAAACUGAAGUAUGUACAGGAGGAUGUGAAGAAAGAAGAAAAAAGACAAAAGACUUGUGAAUAAAAAGGAAAAAGUAGAACCCCUUAGGCUGCGUAGUAUGUUGAAUGAAGGAUGAAUGGCACGUCCAGAUCACUCAGUUUAACUGACUCUGUGUCGUGACAAGGACAUGGGAAAGGAUGCUUUGGAUUUGGAGCUUCUUCAGAUAGAAAAAGAGACCGAAAGUAAAUACUCAGCAUUUGAAAAAUCACCCAACCCCUCUGAAAUUAGUGCUGCCUUAAAGGACCAUACUGGUGACUUUUUAUGUUUUUGCCCAUUGAUUAUAAAACACAUACACACUGCCAAUUAUUCUCUAAAGCAGAACAGAUGUGUUAUGAUUGAUUUCGUACCUUCCAGGCAGACACUGGUUUCCAUCAAAUCCAGUGCGCUUUGAAAACCAUCUUACAGAAACAUCUUAAAUGCUUCCGAAUGCAGAGCUAUGUUAUUGCAUUGUCCAAACUUCACUGUGUUGAGUUUAAAUUUCAAGGACACCCCAUCUUUCGCUUUCAAAAGAUUGUCGAUCAACUGCUCAAAAGAUUUUGAUUGACAAGCAAUGUCAGUGGAAAGUCAAAGGGAGAAGACAAAGAAGCAAACAUGGCGGCGGUUCACUUUCGGAGAACACGUCCUUGAACACAUCCGCUGAGGCUUUACUUUGAACAGUUUCAGCAUAACAGCUAAACUAAGACGUAGAAGUUAAAAAAAUAAUAUUCUCUGUGUGUUUUAAUAAUCAGCAGUGAUUGUUAAAGGGUUUUGAGAAGGUCAUUGUUUACUCUAGAUUGUGAAUAGCAGUAAAUAGCACUGAUGAGCAUUCUACAUCCUUUUCCCUAAAUGCAUAUAAACCCACUCUUUCUUCAGAUUGGUGUUCUCUGACCGCAAAAUGACGGACCGUGACCACAAAUAUAGAAGGCAGAUAAAAACAGAGAGCUUUGAUGAGGUUACGGAUCUACUUUCCCAGGAUGUUGCACACUGCAGGAGAUGUUUUCAUUAUGCUCUCCUCAAGGUUCAGAAAUGUUAGCUGGUAAUGUACAACCACAAAUCUGGAACAGCCAAGCAACAGAGAGCUUAGUAUAGGUGUGGGGGGAAAAGUGAACAGAAAUGAAGACACCAGUGUGUUUUAUAAGGUCAGAAAAAUAAUCCUAAUGCAAAUGUUGGUUUAGUUUGCCUGAAGUCCUACAUGGGUACAGUGUAUAGAUUUAGAAAAUAAUGUUUAUUGUUAGGUAGGAGAGAAAAGACACAUCUGCACAUCAACUCUAAUAAACAAAUGUUGUUUUUGCUUCAUGAGUUUCUGGGGAAAGAAAUGUUUCGCUGCUAUUAGAUGAGGUACAAUCAAGCCUCUCCAGUAACUACAAAAGAAAAAAAUCCUUCUUCCUCCUGACAUUGAAUAAUGAAUCAAUUUUAAGGACAUUACGACAUUUGUGGCAAAACACAGAUAUUUGAAUUGGAAGUUUCUAGCAAGUGGAGACUUUUAGAGGCUCUGUAUCUAUUGGACAAACAAUUAGUUUUUACUGUAAUAUCAAAAAUAUUGUUAGUAGUGUUUGAUGAGACACGGACAAAGAGGCCCGAAGUGUGAACAAGAGACUCUGUACAGAUCUUGCAUGUUUUUCAACCUAUGGUUCAUCACCCUGAAUGGGCCAAUGGUGUCUUUGAAUAGGUUGCAGCUCCACUAAAGAAGUGGAGUAAUAUAUUGCUGGUCCCGUAGCUCCAACUGGUCAUAAAAUCUGGCUGUAAAUUAUACAGCAGGCCCGAUGUAUAAUAAAGAACCCUUUAUUAUACAAGGUUGGAACUUGAGAAAGUGCUAAAGGACUGGCGUCGAGUGGACGCUGACGUUUGGGAUUUUAGCAACUUCAGUGACUUUGCAAGGCAGUUAAUUGUGAUUUGUUCUUCAUGUUAAAUCUACACAACUUGUUCCACCUCUAUUUGACGUUCUUCUCAGUGGUAUUUAUUUGUUUAGUCUGGAGUGAAACUGCUUGCUUCAGAAGUUGGGAGGUUGGAUUUCUCGGGGAAUACCUCAAGAUCCCAAAUCCACCAAUUCAACCUUGAUGUCUCACAAACUGGAUACUUAUUUAAUGUUUGUGUUGAUCUGUCUUUCUAUGUAUGUACUGUAUGUUUGUAUGCCCAUACAUUGAAGUCUGCAGUCCUUUUUUUUUUCUUUCAAGAUGUACAAUUGUUAACAUCUGCUUCUGUUGAUGCACCUUCCCAAUCCCACCUGUUGACAUUAAGAUCAGUCCUUCCAGCUAUCACAUACAUUUUUUGAGGAUUUGGCCCAUUCCGCCUUUACUUCGGCUCAAAGCAGCGUUUCUGUUUCUCUGACAGUUUCAGUUGUUUUCCAGAACAACAGAUACAAAACAAAUGCUGAAACAGAACUGAUCUGAUAGAGCAACAGAGAGAAUGGACAAGGGAGAGGAGAAAGCCAGACAGACUCACUCAAAUAAAACUUAGGUUUGUUUUGUAUGGUUUACUGGACAGUGCAUUUACAUGGAUGGAUUAGUCCAAUAACAACAGCCUCUCACAUUUUCAUAUAUUUAAUUUCAUCCCACAAUGAUGUUGCUGAGCAUGCAAUUCCGGCUACAGUAGAGUAAAUAUACCCUGCUGGGUCUUGUAGGAUCUUAACCCCUUUGCAUUGCUGGUUGUAUUGCAUUUAUGGAUGUGUGUGCUUGUAAAAUAUGGAUCUGUCUGUGUUGCGUGUGUUGUGUGUGUGUGUGUGUGUGUGUGUGUGUGUGUGUGUGUGUGUGUGUGUGUGUGUGUGUGUGUGAUAUGAGUGGGAUCACAGUGAGAGGAGCUGAAUCUAAGGUUCAGAGGCCAAGCCAGUAAUUCUACCAAACGAGUAACUCAGCAAUGGAUUGUAGACACUUUUGAGGCUGUAAGAAAAAUAAACCAGACCGAUAGAGCAGAGAGAGCCCGCAGAGGAUUAACUUGGGCUUGGCUCCUUGGCUUUGGCCACAUGAAAGAGCUAACCAGCGCUGAGCUACUUCUGAAUGUGUGUGUUUGAGUAAAGAGAGAGAGAGAGAGAG
This is a messenger RNA of Cyclopterus lumpus (lumpfish), 6051 nucleotides long. RefSeq names its product sema domain, immunoglobulin domain (Ig), short basic domain, secreted, (semaphorin) 3H (gene sema3h). The record is from RefSeq and is a predicted model, not a curated record. Gene Ontology annotation, biological process: neural crest cell migration; negative regulation of axon extension involved in axon guidance; positive regulation of neuron migration. NCBI's taxonomy places the organism in Eukaryota, Metazoa, Chordata, Actinopteri, Perciformes, Cyclopteridae. Bases 441 to 2750 code for a protein of 769 amino acids. Gene Ontology annotation, molecular function: neuropilin binding; chemorepellent activity; semaphorin receptor binding. The transcript is spliced from 18 exons.